AUGACGAAGGAAAAUUCUCAGAAGAAAUCAUCAUCAUCAUCGGAAGUAUCCAUGAACGACAUCCUUGGGGAGAAUCUAAUGAUGGAGAUACUGUCAAGGUUGGUGAUUGAAGACAUGGCGAUAUGUUGUUGCGUGUGCAAGUCAUGGAACGCUCUGGUAAACGACCCGUCGUUUAUGAAGUCUGUGUAUGAUAGGGUUUCUGAAGCAGAGAGAAUAUUCAAGAAGGAUCUGAAACUCUUCUGCGAGAUAUACCACAAAGACGACGACGACAACAAAAGCAAAAGCAACAACAAUAAUAAAAGAAUGAGGUUGAUUGAUUUGAAUGCUUCAAGUAUAGCAAAGGGAAUGAAACGAAAAGCUUCGAUUAUCACAAAACGAAACUAUGAUCUUCGAUUUUCUCAUCAGAGUUUGGACAUUGCGUACAUUAGAGCUGUUAAUUGCUAUUCUCCUACAGCUUUCAUUGCUUUAAUGUUGAACUCAUCAUCAUCAUCAUCAUCAGAUGAUCAUUAA
This is a messenger RNA of Prosopis cineraria, 510 nucleotides long. Its product is annotated as putative F-box protein At5g36200. Gene Ontology annotation, molecular function: protein binding. Lineage: Eukaryota; Viridiplantae; Streptophyta; Magnoliopsida; Fabales; Fabaceae. The record is from RefSeq and is a predicted model, not a curated record. Bases 1 to 510 code for a protein of 169 amino acids. The transcript has a single exon.